UUCGCUUUGUGAUUCCAACAAAAGUGGGGUUCUUUCCUGAUCUCAUUGAUGCUAUGGUAAGGUCGCAGCCAAUACCGUCUUUCAUCCGGCCGCUGGCCCCGAACGAAGGCUCAGGCUGAGGAUGUACAUACACUCCUUUGUGAUGAUUCCGGACCGCAAGCAUGUUUUAGCCAAGAGCGCGUGCAUAAGACUCUCACGUCAUGGGCAAGCAGGUGGAGACUGCACACGAUUCUCACUAGACGAGGUACAUGCUUAUCUCAUGCCGCUUGCUACUGUGGACGAAGUCGGGACGCAACUUUACUACGAAGACACUGGGGUCCCACCGGGGCGUCCUAACUAUCAAACGCUGUUGCUCAUACACGGUGGAAUCUUCAAUGGAGCGGUGUACAGACCCAUGUUUGCCCACGCGGCAAGACUUGGAUUGCGCCUUGUCACAUUGAAUAUGCGCGACUACCGCGACUCUAGUCCGUACACGCCUUCCGAUCUAGCAGCGCUCGGGAGUGGGGAUCAUCAUGAGCAGCGGUUUGUCCUCCGUGCUCGCGGGGUAGAGGUCGCCUCGUUCCUCCUGUGGUUCAUCCGAAUGGAGCAAAUACCGCCACCAUCCAGUCCUGACGACUACAACGGCAACCGUGGAGGCGGUCUUGCUCUACUCGGCUGGUCCUGGGGAAACAUCAUUACCAUAUCGUUCCUGGCUCACGCCGCGACGCUGCCGGACAACGAUCGCCGCUUGCUGGGUGCCUACUUGACGGGAUUCGUUAUGUAUGACUGCAGCCGGCACGGUCUAGGUGUCCCCCGCGUAAUCAUGGAAGGACUCUAUUCUCCUACGCGUGAUCCAAACAUUCCGGAGGAGCAAAGGCACACAGCAUUUGGACACUGGGUAUCCGGCUACUAUGCACACUCACCUUCUGUACUUGCCGCAUUCCCAUCCGUGACGCUGGACGAGUUGCGCCAAGGGGUCAGCCAAGUGCCUAUCAAGGAUCCGUCCCCAGAUUACGUCGCGUCCGUGGUCAACAUGUCAGCUGAAGAGCUAUCGGAGAUCACGGACCCAGCAGUCAUCACGAGCUCGCAUCCCCUCUACUACAACGUGGACCCGGCGUUGUGCAAGGAGAACCUGGACGCUGCGCUUCUCGACGCGUCUUGGUGUCCCCGCCUGCGUGUGGCGUUGGUGUGGUGCGAUAUGUCUGUUCCUGAGACGAUCAUGUCCACUUGGUACCUCGCAAGGCAGGUCUCGGAACACUGGCCUGCGAGCGCGAGGAAGGUUGACCUUGUACGAUUCGAGGGAGCCAACCACUUCCCCCAUUGGGAUCAACCGAAACGAACGAUUGAGCUUCUCGCCGGAUUAAUAUGAGUGCGCUAUGCCAGUCAUUGCCAGCGACGCCGGAAACGCACCUUGUGGUGGUGGAAAACAGGGGAUUUGUUGGAUGUGAGGCUGCGGACUCGGACUGGCAUGUCUGUCGAAUAUCUGUCGUCUGUCGCGAAGACAUUACAUCAGAAACGCAGUUUUGCCGGAAGAUGCCGCCUACUCUUGGUGGGAUCCAGAUUCCAUGCAAUGCACUGAUCUGCCGAGCACUUGAUUGCCAGUGGGUCGGAGUCUCAGA
This is a messenger RNA of Rhodofomes roseus, 1598 nucleotides long. Its product is annotated as Alpha/Beta hydrolase protein. The transcript is spliced from 5 exons. The record is from RefSeq and is a predicted model, not a curated record. NCBI's taxonomy places the organism in Eukaryota, Fungi, Basidiomycota, Agaricomycetes, Polyporales, Fomitopsidaceae. The coding region runs from base 122 to 1348 and encodes 408 amino acids.